This is a messenger RNA of Hippocampus zosterae (dwarf seahorse), 4533 nucleotides long. RefSeq names its product glutamate receptor, ionotropic, AMPA 4a (gene gria4a). Gene Ontology annotation, cellular component: AMPA glutamate receptor complex; postsynaptic membrane; plasma membrane. Gene Ontology annotation, molecular function: AMPA glutamate receptor activity; transmitter-gated monoatomic ion channel activity involved in regulation of postsynaptic membrane potential. The record is from RefSeq and is a predicted model, not a curated record. The transcript has 11 exons. Bases 355 to 1665 code for a protein of 436 amino acids. Gene Ontology annotation, biological process: modulation of chemical synaptic transmission; synaptic transmission, glutamatergic; monoatomic ion transport. NCBI's taxonomy places the organism in Eukaryota, Metazoa, Chordata, Actinopteri, Syngnathiformes, Syngnathidae.
AGACUGAAAGAGGGAGAGAGAGCGCGAGGGAGGAGGUGGCGCGCAUGUCCAGUUGCUCCAUGCAGUCUGCUCUCCAAGCUCGCCAAUCUUGCAACGACUUUCACCACUCCUUCUGCCCGCCUCUGUCUAUCCAUGUGCAUCGGACACACAGCUCUCCCCUGAGCGGACCGUGCAUGCAGGAGGGGGGAGAACCGCUGAAAGCCCACCAUGGAAUAGGAAUACUAUCCAGGACAAAACGUACAGUACACGGAGAAAACCUUCCUUUUUUUUUUUUUUGAUGCCGUCUUCCCCCCCUCCCCCUUCCUCCCUGUCAAUGUAUCGCAACACUUUUUGAAGGAACCCAAGUGAAGAAACAUGAGGAUUAAUAUUUUCUCUUGGCACUUUCUGGGCUUGUGUUCUGUCUGGUGGGGGCUGUCGACGGGAGCGUUCCCCAGCUCAGUGCAGAUUGGCGGCUUGUUCAUUAGGAAUACUGAUCAAGAGUACACAGCGUUUCGACUAGCUAUCUUCCUUCACAACACCAGCCCGAAUGCUACGGAAGCCCCCUUCAACCUGGUCCCACAUGUCGACAAUAUAGAGACAGCCAACAGUUUUGCAGUCACCAAUGCAUUCUGUUCCCAGUAUUCAAGGGGAGUCUUCGCCAUAUUCGGCCUUUAUGAUAAACGCUCAGUCAACACGCUGACGUCAUUCUGCGGGGCCCUGCACAUCAGCCUGAUAACACCCAGCUUCCCCACCGAAGGAGAGGCCCAGUUCACCCUGCAGCUGCGGCCAUCCAUCAGAGGGGCUUUGCUGUCCCUUUUGGACCACUAUGACUGGAGCCGAUUUGUCUUUCUCUAUGAUACGGAUAGAGGCUAUGCGAUUCUGCAGGCAAUCAUGGAGAGAGCGGGGCAAAACGGCUGGCAGGUGAGUGCGAUUUGUGUGGAGAGUUUCAACGAGGCUGGAUAUCGCCGACUUUUAGAAGACCUGGACCGACGACAAGAGAGGAAGUUUGUCAUUGACCUGGAGCCAGAGAGACUACAGAGCAUGCUAGAACAGGCAGUCAGUGUGGGAAAACACGUAAAAGGCUACCACUACAUCGUAGCAAACCUGGGGUUUAAAGAUAUUUCUCUGGAAAGGUUCAUGCACGGUGGCGCCAAUGUGACUGGUUUCCAGCUGGUGGACUUCAGCAAGGCUAUCGUCAUUAAACUGAUGCAGCGUUGGAACAAACUCGAUCAAAGGGAAUAUCCUGGAUCAGAGAGCCCACCCAAGUAUACGUCCUCCUUAACUUAUGACGGUGUUCUUGUGAUGGCUGAAGCCUUUCGCACUCUUCGUCGUCAGAAAAUUGACAUAAGUCGACGGGGAAAUGCCGGAGACUGCUUGGCCAAUCCCGCUGCUCCCUGGAAUCAAGGAAUAGACAUGGAACGAGCACUCAAACAGGUGCGCAUUCAAGGCCUGACUGGCAACAUCCAAUUUGAUCACUUUGGUCGGAGAAUCAAUUACACAAUGGAUGUGUUUGAACUGAGGAGCAACGGACCGCGCAAGAUCGGUUACUGGAAUGACAUCGACAAACUUGUCUUGGUCCAGAAUGAAAAUUCCUUGUCCAAUGACAGCUCAGCGAUGGAGAACCGGACAGUAAUUGUGACCACUAUCAUGCCUCUGAUGAAGAAGAAGCCUCUGCUGCGACACUGAAGAAACAAGCGUCUCACUGCAUCUCAACUGAGUCCCGCCUUGGAGAAAGACACAAAGGGGCGUCUCCAAAACCUCGUCAUUCAAACGUGGAUUUCUUUUCUAAUUUUUUUUUUAUUGGCAUGUGUGUGCCCAAUAAUUGUUGAGCAACAUCUUAAGUAUCCAUAUCUAGAAUCUAGCUAUUCAUUCGUGACGAUGUAACUGCGUGUGUGGUAGUCCAGUAUGAGCUUUGUUGCUUUUGAUUUUUUUUUCUUCACAGCAAUCAUUUUGACUGUGUAAAAAAGUAAACACUGUGAGAGAAACAAUUGACAUUUUGUUGACGAUUCAGACACAGUUUGGUAACAAGAGUAUCAUUGUUGGAGGUGUGAGCUUUACAGAAUGGCAUUCAAAGCACGUCGCCGUUGCAUCAACCGACCAAUGAAAUGAGUACGUUAUGGGAACAAUUCUUGAUGAAAAAUUCACGACAAAUAUACGGCCAAAUUCAAAAUGCAUAUUUCAUCAGGAUCUUAACAAAAUUUGCAGCAAUUCCAAUUUCAGGUGGGAACCCCUAUUCAACAUGUCUAGAUGCGAGGUUAUUUGCAUUCGCCUGCAUUACCUUUUGUCCAUCUGAUGUCAAUUUGAAUUUCAGACCAGAAAUCGUUAAUAUCCAAUCUGCAUCAUAUUUCACUUCAUUUUGUGUUUUUUGCAGCGCAGAGAGACACUGGUCCACCCACACACUUCACUCACCAUGGAAAUACAAAUUCAUCAUUGAACACAACCAUGAUUACUGCUAACAAGAGAACUGCUACUUUUAUUGUGCUUUUUGUCAUUUUGUCCCGACUCAUACUUAGUUUACUGCUUUGUGGCUGAGCCUGCUUUAAGGUACCCGAGGGUUAUGUAACGACAUCCUUACUGGAAACAAACAAUAACAGUAAAUAAUGUUUAACAAGGGCAGAACAGGGGAAAAGUUGCUUGCACAGUUAUAGUUUCAAAUUUCAGCCCUUGUGUCGGGUUUACAUUUUCUCUCAGUGCUUGCCGUAGGUUUGCUCCGACUACUGCUGCUUCUCCUAUGACUGGAAUAUGUGCGCGUUCGAUUGAGUUAAACUGUCCAUCGGUGCAUGCCGCAUGUAUGAGGCCGAAGUCGCUCACUUGUAACCUUCAUGAAAGAAAAAAAAAUGUGAUGGGACUUGAGUGGAUGGAUGUUAUAAAUUACGAGCUUUGCCUAAUACUGUAGCGCUCCUCUCCUCAGAUCUAAUUGUGACUGUAAUUGACAAAAGUAGAAACGCAGAACAUCCCAUCAUUUGUUCAUUUGACAGAGGCCUCGCGGUUCAAUAUUAUUCAUCCUUUAUCUUCAUCGCUGAACUCUAUCUUUUUUUCUAAAUCUACUGCCAUGCCUGCGGGUUCAACUUGCCUCCAAUGGAUUUCACUUAUUCAGGGAGGAAGCGUGAAGAUCUAGCCAUUAAAUCAAGGCCAACAUUCCUUCUUUGCCCACUAAACAUAAUUAAAUUUUGAUUUACUUCAUUGUUACUUCCAAAAAAAAAUCCUUUACUUUUUCACCUGAACUUAUGUCAACGUGCUACUUUAUUUAUUAUUUAGCACCAUCAAUGAAACACUGACAAUGGCAAACAACACACCAGAAAAAUUCUGUAGGAAUUUGCCCAAUUUGCCCAUUUACACAGUUUAUCCCGACCCUCCCAAGUCGAUGAUUCAUGCAUGCGUGCCCUUAAGCCACCACAGAAUAAAAAUCAAACACUGCUCAGAAAGGAAAAGUGCGCUUCAGUAGUGAUCAACUGUUCAGUCGCAGGGCGCUUCCCAUCGCGCUUAGCAUGUGGUAGUUGUUUGUAAUAAAAAUACAUUGUAAUGUCUUAUUAAUGUUGUUUUCCUGCCCUUGGUUUUAUGCUCAUUUAAAAAAAAAAAGCUGUUCUGGGGUUUGGGGUGUUUGAAAUUGAAUAUUUGAUAACAUUUGAUGAAACAAUGAAAUUCCACUUUAUGAUACAACAAACAAGAGUUGGAUUACUGCAGUCGCAUUUUGUGCUUUGUUGAAGAAUGUUCAGAAGAAAUUAACAGCAGGAGUAAAAGGAAAGUGUACACAGUCGCGGCCUAUGGAGCGAAAUUCCACUGUAUGUCAAGCUGUCGCAUUAUGCUGCAAUGUACGCAUUCAGCCAGCAACGUUUAUCUCUCUUAUUCUUCAUGAUGGGUUCUUGGAAUCUUUCAAUUCCUACACAAACGGGUUGCUUUCUCAGUGAUAAGAAGAAUGCGUACGUGGCCCUCUUGCAGAGAAUUGCAGUUGACUUGACCAAGCGACACAAAGACUGAGGAGCUAAAUGUUGAAGUGUUUUGCUCUUUUUAUGUCGAGAUAGCUCAGAGACAAUCAUGCCGACUCAUUUGGCCAAUACAUUUGUGGGUGCAUGAUUAUGAGCUGUAAUUUGACUAAUUGGGGCACGAAUGGACCGGUUGUCCUUCUGACAGACUGAAAUAGGCUGUGACCGCUUGGCUCGGCCCUCUGGCUGUCGCAACGGAUGGCUCACGGGCAUAUUUUAUGCCUCGGCCGUUGGUUAUUCAUUUAGCCACAGUCUAGCGUAUUGUAAUGAUGAACUGAUGGUUUGAAUGCGAGUGGACUUUUCACUGUCCAGCUGUUUUCUCGAUGGAGCAAAUUGGCUCAAACAGCAAGUCUGUUUGGCACAUAUCAGGAACCUUUCAUGCCUUAUCAGCGCCAAACAUUUGCUCCUACGAAGCUCAAUUUCAACCCACCAUGUUUUUGUACUGCAUAACCGUUUGGAUCAUUUGUUGUCAAUUAUUUUGUUGCUCCCUCCUUUCCUUUUGUACCUUUCUGCACAUUUGUUUAGGUUUGUUUUUCAACGUUUCCAUCUUUCAGUCUCUGUUUGGACUGAU